UGGCGCUCUACAGGAAUUUGCGAAGGGAACGUGCAUUGUUCAUGACAGCGUGUCUGUUUGUGAGACGAAGCGAUUGACCAGCAUACGUUUGUCAUGAACGUAGUAGUUGAGUCUGUCAUAUUGGAGAGUGCAGCUCAAGAAAGCACUUCUAGAGGAGAUCAAGAGAUUGCGGAUGCACUUCAUCAGGAAAGAAGUGAACUUGGCGUGGGGGAAGUCGAUGAAGCAGGACAAACAGUCGCUCAUCAAUUACAGCAAUCAACACAGGCAGUAGAGGAAGAAAUUCGCGCACUGGCUGCGGAUGAGUUGCCCAGACGAGCGACAACGUUGAGAAACGAUGUUGGUAGCUACUUUGAUGGUAUUCGUCAUCGUCUAUUCGGUCAAACCGGAAUGCGCAUGGCUGGCAGGUUGUGCAGUGCAGCAGGGAUUUUGAUAGCGCAAUAUCUACAGUUCAACUCUGGAAAGAUAUCUUUAAGGGAUUUGCUAAAUUGCAUUUUUGGGGAGAUUGUAGAGCUGAUCGUUGACUUCAUUCAACCACAGUCUGAGAAUGUUGUUGUUCCAGUAACUGAGUUGCGGUCUGAUUCUACAAAAGAAUUGUUCACUAACGUAAUUGCAACAACUUGGACAUUGUUAUUUAUUUGCAGCAUGUUUCUAUGUCAUAGCAGCUACAGCUCAGAGAUACCUAGCUAUACCUAAUUUGAACUUACACGUACUAUUGAUGGCUGUAAAGCCGAAGUUGUAACUUAACUUAGACUUGAAUACCUGCGUUCAU
Messenger RNA from Corticium candelabrum, 769 nucleotides. RefSeq lists its product as uncharacterized. The transcript is spliced from 3 exons. The coding region runs from base 94 to 693 and encodes 199 amino acids. Lineage: Eukaryota; Metazoa; Porifera; Homoscleromorpha; Homosclerophorida; Plakinidae. The record is from RefSeq and is a predicted model, not a curated record.